UGCGGUCAGCACGCUGGCUCCUCCGAGCCGCACCUGAAGGCAGCACCGCCGUUGACUCCGGCAGCAGUCGGCAGUGAUUCGCAGCAGCAGCCAGUGUGGCAGCUGGGAAUGUGAGAGGGCUUCAACACAGUCCGCUAUUUUCAGGGACUAGGAACAGUGAGCAGGGCUGGCCAAAGGGGAAAGAGGCUCAGUCACACACAGCUCUGCUCCUAACCAAAGCACGGUGGCUUAAUUUGAAGUCCAAACGGGCGACCUGCGUUUGCCUGUCGGUGUGUUCACGGACCGCAUCAGAUGGUCAACGGACAGCCGUUUGUGGCUCACCGCCGGGCUGCAUGCUAGAGAGGAGCACCGCGUUUGUUUCCUCCUCCUCCACCUCCACCACCUCUACAGUCCGUGUACGAACAAUAACUAACACCUUACCUCCUGCCUGGUGAGUCCGGUUAAAAAAUGCAGUGAAGGUGUCACCCGUUCACUCGGUUAAAUGUGCCUGUUUCACCGCUACGACGCCAACGACGAUGGACUGAAAUCUGCGGCGGGAGCGAGCGACACACAACCUGCCGCGAUUUCACGCAUGUAAAUAAAUAAAUGAUAGAGGAUACAAUGACCCUGCUGUCUCUGUUAGGUCGGAUCAUGCGUUAUUUUCUGCUCAGACCGGAGACCUUGUUCCUGCUGUGUAUCAGCCUGGCUCUGUGGAGUUACUUCUUCCACACGGACGAAGUGAAGACCAUCGUCAAGUCCAGCCGGGAUGCGGUCAAGAUGGUCAAGGGGAAAGUGGCGGAGAUGAUGCAGAACGAGCGCUUCGGCGGGCUGGACGUCCUGGACGCGGAGUUCUCCAAGACAUGGGAAUUCAAGAGCAACAACGUGGCCGUGUACUCCAUCCAAGGCCGGCGAGACCACAUGGAGGACAGGUUCGAGGUGCUGACGGACAUCGUCAACAAGAGUCACCCGUCUAUAUUUGGAGUUUUUGACGGACACGGAGGAGAGGCUGCUGCUGACUUUGCCAAGGCCCACCUGCCUGAGGCUCUCCGCCAGCAGCUACUGACCUAUGAAAGGGAGAAAGAACGAGACAGAGAAAAAGACAAGGAGAAAGAUGAAAAGAAGGAGAGAGGAGGCCUGUCCUAUCCGUCCAUCCUGGAGCAGCAGAUCCUGUCGUUGGACAGAGAAAUGCUGGAAAAGCUCUCCGCCACUUACAAUGAAGCAGGUACUACCUGUCUGGUGGCCCUGCUGUCUGAUAAGGAGCUGACGGUGGCCAACGUCGGAGACUCGCGCGGAGUUCUUUGCGAUAAAGACGGCAACGCCAUCCCUCUGUCACACGACCACAAACCUUACCAGCUCAAAGAACGCAAGAGGAUCAAGAAGGCCGGUGGGUUCAUCAGCUUCAACGGCUCGUGGCGCGUGCAGGGCAUCUUGGCCAUGUCCCGUUCUCUGGGCGAUUACCCGCUGAAGAACCUCAACGUGGUCGUUCCUGAUCCUGACAUCAUGUCGUUUGACCUGAACAAGCUGCAGCCCGAGUUCAUGAUUCUGGCGUCGGACGGGCUGUGGGACACCUUCAGCAACGAGGAGGCGGUUCGCUUCAUCAGGGAGAGACUGGACGAGCCUCAUCUCGGCGCCAAGAGCAUCGUCCUCCAGUCCUUCUAUCGCGGUUGCCCUGACAACAUCACCGUCAUGGUGGUCAAGUUUAAAGGCAAGGGCAGCGAGCAGUAGACCGCUCGUCUACCACACACAAUAUCUAUAUUACGUUUGAGUAUCAAUAAGAAUAAAAUAGGCUUAAGAUGAAAGAUUUAAAAACCGAGCCCGCAACUUUUUGAGUGAGAACAAUUUCUGUCACAGAUAUUUACAGAAGUUAGCAUCAAACCACGCCCCGUCCCUCCUCUGCUCUACUUCUACUGCUGAAAAAAGUGGCACCUGUAAGAAAACGUCUUUCUUUUAGGCUUAUUAGCCAUAUCGUUCAGACACCGUAACACGAGCUGGGUCACUGUUAUGCAAUUAAACAGAUUUAGCUCUGUGCAGCUGCACACACUGUAUAAUUUGUAUGUAAGUGUGUGAGAGAGUGUGUGUGUGUGUGUGUGUGUGUGUGUAAUAUAUGUCUGUCUUUGACAAGUGUCACCUUAACAACCAAUCCAUUGUCUAGCCAAUACUGAGAAAUUUAAAGUAUACAAGAUCGCAUGGAGUUUCCACAUCCAUUCAAACAUGAUGUCUUUCACUCGAUGUCUGUGUGACCACUAGUUUUAUAUUUUUAGCUUCAUAACUCUGUUUCCAGGUCGUUUAGCUGUAUCCACGUCUACAAAGUGUCUGCACUGAAAAGUCGUUUAACACACAAUGGCAGGUUAUUCAUUUUUCUUCCCCCCCUGGAUCAAACACACUUCACUGGUGCAACUCAUCAGUAUGACUUUAUUCCCUUUAUACAUGAACAACACAGCUGAUAUGAAAAUAUGCAUAUGCUCGUUCAGAUAUCAUCGCUCAUACUGUACAGCGAGAGAACUUCUUACAGUGUCAUAUCACACUCGCUGAACACGGCGACCCCUUGAGUGUUUUCUUUAUUUUUUUAAAGUUUAGCUGUUCUCUUAAUGAUUGCUGUUAAAUAAAUUCUCAUUUCUCUUCUGAUUGUUGGUGCAUUGUUAAGACUUAAAAAAAAGAAAAAAAGAAGCUGAGUCUACCUUCAGUUCAGCUCUCAACUACUACUGAUGAUGUAAGAACUGUUGGAUGAAGCAGCAAGUGUAACAAAAUCUCACUUUAAAUUGGUUAAUUUGGCGUUUUAAGCCAAUACCCACACAUUGUAGCAUCUCUUUAUGACUCCUAACUGUUAGUUAUCAAAGUUUAUCACAUGUUGUCUGAUUUAAACUCAUAAAAAGAAGGUAAUAAUUGAGCUAUCACAUAAUAAUUGGCGGUUAUAAUUUUAAUAUUAUUUAGGAAAAAACAUUUUUUUAACAUGCUGUUGCUUUAUCUGACUCUUCUUACAUGAUCAUUGACUGCAGACUACAUGGGAUGUAUAAAUAUACAUAAACUGACAACUUACUGUUAUAGUGUCAUCUUUAAUGUCUGUUUCACUUAGAGAAACAUCCUGAUACAGAUCAUAUAUCAUAUUUCUCUCCACCGUAAUUCAAAAUGUAACAAGCCUUUGAAUGAAAUGUGUUAUUGUUGCCUUAUUUUUUUAACUGUUCAUCUCCGGUUAUGAACUCUGCUGCCAAAACUCAGUUUGUUUUGUUUAUUUUUUUUAGAAACAUGUAACGCAGUCGAUCAUACCACACACACUGCACGGGCCUCAGUGUCGCACUUUGUCAACUCACAUGUAGAAUACCAUCUAUGAAAGUCUCCGAGAGACACGACAUUGUAAGAUGAUUGUACAUACUGUCCUCAUGUUAGUAUCACCCCUCCACUGUUUAUAGAA
Larimichthys crocea (large yellow croaker) is the source of this 3388-nucleotide messenger RNA. RefSeq names its product protein phosphatase, Mg2+/Mn2+ dependent, 1Lb (gene ppm1lb). The transcript has 4 exons. The record is from RefSeq and is a predicted model, not a curated record. Gene Ontology annotation, molecular function: cation binding; protein serine/threonine phosphatase activity. Lineage: Eukaryota; Metazoa; Chordata; Actinopteri; Sciaenidae. Gene Ontology annotation, biological process: protein dephosphorylation. Bases 586 to 1704 code for a protein of 372 amino acids.